UAUAAAACCACACUUUCAUGUGCAAUUUCAAAACCACACAGCCAAAAAGAUCACAACAAAGGAGCAAAAAGAAAAAGAAAAAGCAAAACCCAAUGGAAGUUCAUGGGAAGCAGCAGGCCUCAGGCACCAAGGUGGUCUUGGCAGCCAUGGGAGGCUUGGCAAUUGGAGGGUCGCUUGUGUUCUUGAUGGGUUUCAGUUUCUUGGCCUCAGUGACGCUUCUGGUUUUGAGCUCACCGCUUCUGUUGAUCUUCAGCCCUCUGCUGUUUUUUGCUGGGUUUGUGUUUGUGGGAGCUGUGGUUGGAUUUGCUGUGGCUGGAGCCAUGGCCCUCACAGGCAUGUCUACUUUGGGGUGGAUCUUUCAGGAGCUUGGAGGCACAAGUCUUUUGGGAUUUGGUGGUGGUCUGGCCGAGAGAUUGAAGGAACAAGGAAAAGAUUGGGCUGGGUUCUUGCAGCAUGGGAAUGAGCAAGACAUCAAGAUCACCAGUAGAGGCUAGAACUUAUUAGUUGUGUAGAUAGCUGUGUGUUGGUCUUCUUUGUCCCUGUAGAAGUUGCUCCAAAUUCAAUAAGAUAUAUUCUCAGUGUUUGAGUAAUAAUAAAUGGAAUGAUUAACAA
This is a messenger RNA of Prunus mume (Japanese apricot), 612 nucleotides long. Its product is annotated as glycine-rich protein / oleosin. Gene Ontology annotation, biological process: lipid storage. Gene Ontology annotation, cellular component: monolayer-surrounded lipid storage body; membrane. Lineage: Eukaryota; Viridiplantae; Streptophyta; Magnoliopsida; Rosales; Rosaceae. The record is from RefSeq and is a predicted model, not a curated record.